AUGGGUAUAUGUUAUUCCUAUAUUAAUGCCAAGAGAGAGCAUGACAAUGGUAGAAACUUGCAUUUGAAGUCGAAGAAGGGUAGCUUCCAUCUCUUCAGUAAGUUAAGUGGCGGCGGUGGCGCUGCUGCAGCUACGGUGGCAUUGGUUGAGGAGAGUGGGUUGUAUCAAAUUCCAGGGAGGCUUUUUACAAAUGGGACGAGCCACAUUUCCAGCUUAGUGGGAAGCUAUGCAGAGUGGGAAGCUAAACUCAAUAGCCAUCAAAAUUCUGUCCACGAGAAUGGAGAUGCAGAGCUAACAAGUCAUGUUGACAAUUUUGUGGAUGGUGAUGGACUGAUGGGGGUUCUAAACUCAAUAGCUGCUCAAAUUCUUUCCAUGAGAAUGGAGAUGCAGAGGGAAUGA
Messenger RNA from Fraxinus pennsylvanica, 399 nucleotides. NCBI's taxonomy places the organism in Eukaryota, Viridiplantae, Streptophyta, Magnoliopsida, Lamiales, Oleaceae. The record is from the annotation of a GenBank genome assembly.